AUGCUGAUAAGUGAUUUUUUGGUUGCAGCAAAACCUACAAAAUAAAACAAAAAAGACAUUUAAGCAACUGAAUAAUAGACUAAAUAGAAAAAGAAACUCAAAUUAACAAAUAAUGUGUUUGAACCUAUCAUUCAUAGUUUAAAGGAUUUUAAAUUUGAUGAUGAAAAGGAUGAACAAUAAUAAAUUGAAUAAAUUGAUAAAUUAAGCAAUGCAAUUUAAUUAUAACCUAUGCUAAAUAUAAUUAGAUUAAACACUCCAAAAACCACGACUUCACUCAAAAAAUUGAUUGUACAACAAGAAGAAGAUUAAUUGACCAGACAUCUCAAAUUUAGAUAAGAAGAUGUGAGUUAUUUAUUUACACUCUUACUUAAUGAAACUAAAUCUUAAAUGAAAGAAUUGAAAGAUGAUUAUUAAAGCGAAAAUGAAUAUUUGUAAUAUUUUUUACCUCCAUUUAUUAAUGAAACUCUAGCCUAUGUUAAAAGUACAGCUGAAGAUAUGGCUAAAAAAUAUAAAAAUCCUGCAUUACCAUUGCCCUUAAGAUAUUAAUUGAUGAUUGAUAGAAAAAACACUAUUCUUGGCAAAUAUUUAGUAUUAGAAGCAGUAGAGGGUGAUUUUGAUUAAGCUGAUAAAUAUACAUGGAAAAAAACAUGCAUUAGUGAAUACUUUGAAUUUAUAGCUGCAAAAAGUUAUAUCAUUUAGAUAUUCAUUAGAAAUGAAAGAGAAUAUGUAAAUUUGUUAGGUAUCAUCUCUAAACAAGAAUCAAAUAGAGAUAAAAAUCUAAUUUAUUUGCCAUGGAAUUCAAGAGUCAUAAACUCUCUUAAAAUUCCCAAUAUUGUGAUAGAAUAAGGAGAUUUAAGAAAAAAUUUAUAUUAAUUAAGAUAAUCCUAUGUUCCUUUAACAUACCCAAAUUUUGAUGAAUUAUACCCUUAUUAAUUUUUAGUACAUCUAAAUCCAAUUUUCUCUCCUGCAACAUAUCUUAUUGAACUUAAAGCUCUUUUAAAUAUUGGGAAAUCAAAAUACAUAAAUUGUUUAUUGUAACCACAAAAUUACAUUGAACCUCGUCCAUUGAUGAAAUCAGCUUAUGAGUUUGGAAUACCUCUAUUAUAAAUAACUGAAGAAUAUUUAAAGAAUAAUCAAAAGUUUAAUCAAUCAUAAAUGGAUGCCAUUAGACAUUCAACCAAUUAUACACAUCCAUUCACAUUAAUUAAUGGACCUCCUGGAACAGGUAAGACAUAUACAUCUAUGGGAAUAAUGAAUAUUGUUAUGUAAAGGAUGAAUCAAUUGAAAGAAGAUAGUAUUAUUUUAGCCUGUGGUCAUUCUAAUACAGUUAUUAAUGAUUGGGUCAGAAAAAUCAAUAAGGAAUUUUCUAAAGCUAAAGUUAUGAGAAUUGGAGUGGCUGAAAAGUCAGAUCCUGAUAUUUAUGAUUAUUGUCUUGAAAUCAAAACUUAAAGAUAAUUCUUUAUGAAAUUCACUCCAGAAUAUGAGAAAAAAUCUAUUUGUGAAUUAAUCAAACCAAAUAAAUAAAAGUUUGAUUAAUUGACAUUGAUUCAUAUCAAAUAAAAAAUAUAAUAAUUGAAUGAAAAAAUUUAUAAUUUGAAAGAUUUUUAUGAUGAUUUGGAUCCUUAAUAACAAUAUUCUGUAGACACAGAUUUGUAUCGACUAGAAUCAUAGAAAAAAGAUUUACGAAGAUUCUACUCCACUCUAGUGUAAAUUCUAGGAUAAAACAAAGAAAUUUAUAAAUAGAUGAUGUUAAACAAUCUCUAAGGUAUUUAAAUAGUAGUAUCAACUUUAACAAGUUGUGCCUCUUCCCUUUUAGAAUAAUACAUGGAAGAUAAAUAUGUCUCAUUAUGUAUUAUUGAUGAAGCUCCUAUGUGUUUUGAACCUUCCACACUUAUUCCACUCUCUAAACAUAAAAUUUACAAAUUAGUUCUUAUUGGAGAUCAUCGAUAACUUGGCCCAGUCAUUUAUGAUAACACAAAUGCCUUUGAAUAUAAUUAUAAUAGAAGUCUUUAUGAAAGGCUUCUACAAACAACUUAACAAUAUAUUAUGCUUAAUAUACAGUAUCGAUCUAUGCAAAAUCUAAGUACUAUUACAUCUCAUUUUUUCUAUGAAGGACAAGUGUAGGAUUCAGAAUCAGUUAGCAAAAUGCAAUUUCCUGAAUAUCUAAUCAACAAAUUGAAUAAUUCAAAUAAUUUUUUAUUUUUCGACGUUCAUGAUGGAACUUAAUUUAAUAGCAAUAAUUCAUUAUCCAAUGAAUAUGAGGCUUUUGGAGUUUUUUAUUUAGUAUGCUAUUUAUUAUAGGAUUAUAACCAGUAAAAUGAAAAGCCAAUUUCCAUAAUAACUCCUUACAGAGCCUAGGUCAAAUUAAUAAAAAAAUACCUUUUUAAAUUCAACCCUUAGCUUUUGGAUUAUGUAGAAAUUGAUACUAUUGAUGCUUUUCAAGGAAAAGAAAAUGAUAUCAUGAUUAUUUCACUUGUUAGAAGUGAAGGACUUGGAUUCUUAACAGACUAUAGAAGAGCUAACGUUGCUACAUCAAGAGCAUAAUAUGGAUAAUUUAUAUUUGGGAAUUCAAAAGCUUUAUUAAAUGAAUAAAGAUUAUGGAGUCCCUUAUAUUAAUAUCUAUAUUAAAGAAGACUAAUUAAAAAUUUUGGCGAUGAAGAAGCCCAUGAUCCAAAUUUUUUCCAGAAAAUUUUAAGAUUAUGA
Messenger RNA from Paramecium sonneborni, 2703 nucleotides. NCBI's taxonomy places the organism in Eukaryota, Ciliophora, Oligohymenophorea, Peniculida, Parameciidae. The record is from the annotation of a GenBank genome assembly.